AUCAUAAGGCGACGUUGUUGUGCAGGAGCCAAGAUGGAGGGAGGCUAACGACGGAGCCGAAACUGGGAAUCCGGUCGCCACAGAUUCAAAGAAGAAGAAGACGGAGCUGAAUUAAUAGGACCGGGUCAACAUUUACCUGGUAGCGGCUUCGACAGCGUCAGGAUCAGAGUGCCAUCAUGCAAAGAGAGACCAGCCACACUAUGUGACACUUGGUUGCUGCUUACUAAAAGGUGGUUUUUCACUGUGCCAUGGACAACUGGAAACCAAACCCCCGAGCCAAGCCAUUUGUCCCAAGACAACAGCGCAGCCUGUAUCUGACGUGGAAGUACAAGCUGACAAACCAGAGAGCCAUCAGGAGGCUCUGUCAGACAGGUGCUGUGCUCUUUUUGUUGGUGACUGUGAUUGUGAACAUUAAGCUCAUUUUAGACACCAGAAGAGCAGUGAUUGAGGAAGAGGAUGUGCAGGAAUAUGAUGAAGCCUUGCCAAACAUGGAAACUCCACGGAGACCAGCCAGUGGAAGGAGGGUCCUGGACAUCGAGGUGUAUUCCAGUCGGUCCAAAGUCUACGUUGCAGUGGAUGGGACAACGGUUUUAGAGGACGAAAUGCGAGAGCAAGGGCGUGGAAUUCAUGUGAUCGUUCUCAACCAGGCUACGGGGCAUGUCAUGGCAAAGCGGGUCUUUGAUACAUACUCUCCACAUGAAGAUGAAGCAAUGGUGCUCUUCUUGAACAUGGUGACUCGUGGGAGAAUCCUGAUCUUCACUAUCAAGGAUGAAGGCUCAUUUCACCUGAAAGACGCAGCAAAGAACCUCCUUAAGGGGUUUGGAAGUCAAAUUUCUACGUUAUUGAGCUGGCGUGAUAUGUGGACGCUGGUUGUCAAGAAGGGAGGCAAAGUUUAUGGAGAAAAGCAUUCAAAAUCCCAAGCAUUAUCAACAUGGGGUGAUCCAGUGCUGCUGAAGACUGAAGUGCAACUGACCUCAUCUGAAGAUGCAGAGUGCCACUGGCCAGACACAGAAUUAAACCGCCGCAGGAAAGUGUUCUGCAGUAAAGUGGAAGGCUACGGCAGCAUUUGUAGCUGCAAGGAUCCGGCCCCCAUUGAGUUCACACCAGAUCCUUUGCCAGACAACAAGGUGUCUGAUGUUCCUGUGACUGUAAUUGCAGGGAAUCGACCAAACUACCUUUACAGGAUGCUGCGAUCACUGCUUUCUGCACAAGGUGUAAAUCCUCAGAUGAUCAUUGUAUUUAUAGAUGGAUACUAUGAGGAACCAAUGGAUGUGGUUGAGUUAUUUGGCCUGAAAGGCAUUCAGCACACUCCUAUCAGUAUCAAGAACGCCCGAGUGUCUCAGCACUACAAAGCCAGUUUGACAGCAACUUUCAAUCUGUACCCUGAUGCAAAGUAUGCAAUAGUCUUGGAGGAAGACUUGGACUUGUCAGUGGAUUUCUUCAGUUUCCUAAGCCAGACGAUUCAUUUGCUGGAUGAAGACGAGAGCAUUUACUGCAUUUCUGCCUGGAAUGAUCAGGGCUAUGAGCACACGGCUGAAGACCCUGCUCUCCUUUACAGAGUGGAGAGUAUGCCUGGCCUUGGAUGGGUUUUGAAGAAGAGCCUCUAUAAAGAAGAACUGGAACCCAAAUGGCCAACACCAGAGAAGAUGUGGGACUGGGACAUGUGGCUGCGAAUGCCUGAGCAGAGGAAAGGCCGGGAAUGUGUAAUACCUGAUGUGUCCAGGUCGUAUCACUUUGGCAUCGUGGGACUCAACAUGAACGGAUAUUUCCACGAAGUGUACUUUAAGAAACAUAAGCUCAACACAAUUCCCAAUGUCCAGCUGAAGAACGUUCAGAGCUUGAGAAAGGAUGCUUAUGAAGUUGAAAUUCACAGAUUGUUGGGAGAGGCAAUCUUGUUGGAUCACACCAAAAACCCUUGUGAAGAUUCAUUUAUUCCAGACACUGAGGGUAAAACCUACGUCAUGUACAUUAAAAUGGAUCAAGAGAGUGAAAGCACAACGUGGAUCGAACUGGCAAAGUGCCUUCAUGUUUGGGAUUUGGAUGUCCGAGGAAACCAUAAAGGACUGUGGCGACUUUUCAGGAAGAAAAACCACAUUCUUGUCAUUGGAACUCCUGUUUCUCCUUAUUCCACCAAGAAGCCUCCCCAGCUCAUACCCAUCCACUUAGAACCCCCACCGAAGGAGGAUUUGGCCGUGGCUGUGGCCGAGCAGACGUAACUCCAUGGAGGACAGACUCCCAUUUAAAACCUGGCAGCUGCCAGCGGGAAGUGAGAACCACUAACUGCUGACCAAGACCCCAGAUCUCCACCCGAGCGGAAAGGAAUGUUGGAUGGCCUUCACUUUUUCACAACUUGAAACUCUUGUUUCCUUCAAUAUUGUUCAUUCCGUUUAAGUGUCUGGAACGGCUUUGCAUACUGACCAGCUGCACUCUCUGUUACCGCUGACACUAUAAUAACCUUUGGGAGGGAAAAAAUAAGCUGUGAACAUCUCCUCGUUGUCCCUUGGUGCAGAGCAGGUGUGGAUGGGCCAGAAUUUUGACCGUGUUUGACCCCGGUGGGAAGUGGAUGUUAAAUCAAGGAGGCUGCUUUACCACGAAAGGGAUGCCCUAAUCAUUGAUUGACACCGACUGAAAAGACAAUUUGGACUCGGUUGUCUUUCCAUAUUUUUUUUUUCUUUUUUUAGCAUUUUAAGUUAUAUAUUUAUUGGAUGGAGGUUGGCUUAGAUAGAGGAUUAUGCUUCUGUCAUUUUAAAACCAUCGGUUUUCGUAUAUGCUAGAAUGUUGGAUUUUACUGUUACGUAUUUUGUUUUUAAUUUAAUCGUUUUAUUUUUGAAUGGUUUGGGAUAAGCUACUAGUCUGAGUAACACUAAAAUGUCAUGUUAACACUGGAAGUCAGGUGACGAGGUACCCCCAAUUCCUCCACCAUGUACAGUAGAAUCUCCAGAUUUUCCUGUCAUGGCUGUCACAGGAGUUGUGUCAACUUGAAUUGUUGUUAUUGUGAAGGGAGACUUAGUGAGCCUGUACCUCCGACUGACCGCUUCUGAUUCAUAAUGGGCUACUUGUGCAGAGAGAGCAGUGCCUUUCAGGACCUAAUAGUGCCACUGCUGCGUCAUUGUCAUUUUCAGCAGUUACUUCGAAUGACCAUUAGGUGACAGCACCCAUGUGCCAAACUUCUAUUGGAAUAUUAGCAUCAGUUGUGGCUCCUGACGAUACUCUGCAGUGACCAAUAGGUGGCAGCACUUUCUGACGUUUCCCCAGGUUGCCACCAUCAUUCAUUAGGGUCUGUCACAUUUUGUUUCUUGCCAAUAUGACGUAAAGCGUCAGUAAAUUAAAAGUCACCGUUCAGGGAGUUUUUAUCCCUUAUAUGACAGAGUCGUAUAUUAUUUUGUUUUUCCCCUAGUUUGUUAACUCCCAAGUGGAAGAACAAUCGUGCAAGACUGAGCAAGCAGUGUGGCUUCCGCAUCUAGCCACAAAUGAUGGGUUCCAAAAGUUGUGACUCUGUUUGGAAUGAGUCUUAGUCUGGGGGAAAAAAAUUUUUUUAAAUGAAGUAGGUUUUGGCCUCCGCACAUAAAAAUGUAACUCUGUAUACCCAGUGGGUGACAGAAGUUGGCGGCCUGGGUCAGGCCUUUGUAUAGAUAACAAUUAACUGAAUUUAAUGGAGGGAUUAUCCAGUGACGCCUGCUGCUGCCCAGCUUCUUCUGAGGCGUGCGUGAUCUCUUUGUUCUUUUUGCUAUUUUGGUGAAAUCACAGGUGAAGCCGUUCCCGUUGUUCACUUUUCUAUUCAGUCUGGGAUUGCAAAGGUUUCUCUUAAAAUAAAGUUUUAACUUUGUUGCCUAAA
Molecule: messenger RNA, 3835 nt
Organism: Erpetoichthys calabaricus (reedfish)
Lineage: Eukaryota; Metazoa; Chordata; Cladistia; Polypteriformes; Polypteridae
Gene: pomgnt1
Product: protein O-linked mannose N-acetylglucosaminyltransferase 1 (beta 1,2-)
Exons: 22
Coding region: 249-2216 (655 amino acids)
Biological process (GO): protein O-linked glycosylation via N-acetylgalactosamine
Cellular component (GO): Golgi membrane
Molecular function (GO): beta-1,3-galactosyl-O-glycosyl-glycoprotein beta-1,3-N-acetylglucosaminyltransferase activity
Source: RefSeq, a predicted model, not a curated record